CAUGCCCCCUCUCUCUCCCUCUCUCUCUAAGCACAUCUUCUCCGAUACCACCACCUGUUCUCCUCUCUCUCUCUCUCUACACGCAUAUAUGUGCAUACAUAUAUGUGUGUGUGUAUGUGUUGUACUAGGGUUUCUGGUUUUCUGUCUCGAAGAGUGAGGUCUCAUUCUUUGGUGUUUCUGUCUUCGAGAGAUCUCCACUGGUUGACGCAGGAGUGCUUGUAAUUCUCGCGGCUUUAAUGGCGACGGCGCCGGUGAAGUCCCAGCCUCUGCACAACUUCUCUCUGCCGCCGCUCUUGAAAUGGGGCCACAAGAGCCACGUGAACCCCAACCACCGCUACCGCCGCCCCGCCGACGCCACGGCGGAGCGCCACCGCUCGCCGCCGCAGGAGCAGGAGGAGGAGCAGGACUCUGAAAACGGUGCUGGUUUGGAGAACGCGAAAGUUGCGAUUGGAUCGCGGAGAGAGGAAGGGAGCGAGUUCGCGUUCGCUCCCUGUUCGUCGCGGAGGCAGGAGGGGACCGUUUCCGAAGGGGAGGCCUUGGAGGUUCAGGCGGAGGAAUCGGCGACGAAGCCGUGGAAUCUGAGGCCAAGGAGGCCGGUUGUGAAGGCUGCGGUGGAGAUCGGCGGGGUUUCGAGGAAUGGAGAGUCGGACGAGAAGGCUCCGAAGGUGUCUGAAAGUACAGCGCUGGAGGAGACUGAGAACCUUCCGAAAUCGAUGAGGCUGAGAGGUUAUUCAGAAGGUCAGGGCUUGGAGAGGAGGGAGAAGAGGAGGUUAUGGAUCGCGCUGUCUCGCGAGGAGAUCGAGGAGGACGUGUUCUCGAUGACUGGGUCCAGGCCAGCUCGAAGGCCGAAGAGAAGGCCCAAGACUGUGCAAAAACAGCUCGAUAAUAUCUUCCCUGGUCUCUAUCUGGCCGGGGCUACGGCUGAUUCUUAUCGAGUUUAUAUAGCUCCGAAGUAGUCGUGAUAAUGGGCCGGUGCAGGUUUCUUUAUCUCUCUCCCUAUUCCAAUCUAGUUGGUAUUCAGAGGUUGGUGGAAUAGUGACGGUAAACAAUGGGAGGAUGAAAGCUUGUUCCUGCUACACUGGGGCCUCAAUUGGAGGUAUAAUAUAAUGAAUUGUGUAAAGGGAAAAGGCAGUUGUGGACAUAGAAAUUAUAGGAUGAUAUCUAAUUUCUUGGAUUCUCGUUUGUACUGUCCAUUGCACAUUAUGUGGGCCAAUCUAUAGAUGAUUGUUAGUAGUUUAAGAUGUAAAGCCGAAUGGUGGAUCAGUGGAGGGAGAAUUGUGGUUUUCAUCUCUCAAUGCCAUAUUUUGGCAUCUUUUUUAAGGGUACUUCUGUUACUAUUUUGAAGUAAUUCUUAUUUGUUGACUA
Messenger RNA from Diospyros lotus (date-plum), 1365 nucleotides. RefSeq lists its product as uncharacterized. NCBI's taxonomy places the organism in Eukaryota, Viridiplantae, Streptophyta, Magnoliopsida, Ericales, Ebenaceae. The transcript has 3 exons. The record is from RefSeq and is a predicted model, not a curated record. Bases 237 to 956 code for a protein of 239 amino acids.